Molecule: messenger RNA, 6853 nt
Organism: Nyctereutes procyonoides (raccoon dog)
Lineage: Eukaryota; Metazoa; Chordata; Mammalia; Carnivora; Canidae
Gene: CACNA1B
Product: calcium voltage-gated channel subunit alpha1 B
Exons: 47
Coding region: 1-6720 (2239 amino acids)
Biological process (GO): calcium ion import across plasma membrane; chemical synaptic transmission
Cellular component (GO): membrane; voltage-gated calcium channel complex; neuronal cell body
Molecular function (GO): high voltage-gated calcium channel activity; calcium ion binding
Source: RefSeq, a predicted model, not a curated record
AUGGUCCGCUUCGGGGACGAGCUGGGCAGCCGCUAUGGGGGCGCCGGUGGGGAGCGUGCUCGGGGCGGCGGGGCCGGCGGGGCGGGCGGCCCGGGCCCCGGGGGGCUGCAGCCGGGCCAGCGGGUGCUCUACAAGCAGUCGAUCGCGCAGCGCGCGCGGACCAUGGCGCUGUACAACCCCAUCCCGGUCAAGCAGAACUGCUUCACCGUCAACCGCUCGCUCUUCGUCUUCAGCGAGGACAACGUCGUUCGCAAAUACGCCAAGCGCAUCACCGAGUGGCCUCCGUUUGAGUACAUGAUCCUGGCCACUAUCAUCGCCAACUGUAUCGUGCUGGCACUGGAGCAGCACCUUCCCGACGGGGACAAGACGCCCAUGUCUGAGCGCCUGGACGACACAGAGCCCUAUUUUAUUGGCAUCUUCUGCUUUGAGGCGGGGAUCAAGAUCAUAGCUCUGGGCUUUGUCUUCCACAAGGGCUCCUACCUGCGGAACGGCUGGAACGUCAUGGACUUUGUGGUGGUUCUCACAGGGAUCCUGGCCACGGCUGGCACUGACUUUGACCUGCGGACCCUGCGGGCUGUGCGCGUGCUCAGGCCCCUGAAGCUGGUGUCUGGGAUUCCAAGUUUGCAGGUGGUGCUCAAGUCUAUCAUGAAGGCCAUGGUUCCACUCCUGCAGAUCGGGCUGCUUCUUUUCUUCGCCAUCCUCAUGUUCGCGAUCAUUGGCCUUGAAUUCUACAUGGGCAAAUUCCACAAGGCCUGUUUCUCCAACAGCACAGAUCCAGAUCCAGUGGGGGACUUCCCCUGUGGCAAGGAGGCCCCGGCCCGGCUGUGUGAGGGUGACACUGAAUGUCGGGAGUACUGGCCAGGGCCCAACUUUGGCAUCACCAACUUUGACAAUAUCCUGUUUGCCAUCUUGACGGUAUUCCAGUGCAUCACCAUGGAGGGCUGGACUGACAUCCUCUACAAUACAAAUGAUGCAGCUGGCAACACUUGGAACUGGCUCUACUUCAUCCCUCUCAUCAUCAUUGGCUCCUUCUUCAUGCUCAACCUGGUGCUGGGUGUGCUCUCAGGAGAGUUUGCCAAGGAGCGUGAGAGGGUGGAGAACCGCCGGGCAUUCCUGAAGCUCCGCCGCCAGCAGCAGAUCGAGCGGGAGCUCAACGGGUACCUGGAGUGGAUCUUCAAAGCCGAGGAAGUCAUGCUGGCCGAGGAGGACAAGAAUGCGGAGGAGAAGUCCCCCCUGGAUGUGUUGAAGAGAGCAGCCACGAAGAAGAGCCGGAAUGACCUGAUCCAUGCCGAGGAGGGAGAGGACCGGUUUCCUGACCUCUGUGCAGUUGGAUCCCCCUUUGCCCGUGCCAGCCUCAAGAGCGGGAAGACGGAGAGCUCGUCAUACUUCCGUAGGAAGGAGAAGAUGUUCCGGUUCUUCAUCCGGCGCAUGGUGAAGGCGCAGAGCUUCUACUGGGUGGUGCUGUGUGUGGUGGCCCUGAAUACUCUGUGCGUGGCCAUGGUGCACUACAACCAGCCACAGCGGCUCACCACGGCGCUGUACUUUGCAGAGUUUGUUUUCCUGGGUCUCUUCCUCACAGAGAUGUCAUUGAAGAUGUAUGGCCUGGGGCCCAGAAGCUACUUCCGAUCUUCCUUCAACUGCUUUGACUUUGGGGUCAUUGUGGGGAGCAUCUUUGAAGUGGUCUGGGCGGCCAUCAAGCCAGGAACAUCCUUUGGGAUCAGUGUGCUGCGGGCACUGCGGUUGCUGAGGAUCUUCAAAGUCACAAAGUACUGGAGCUCCCUGCGCAACCUGGUGGUGUCUCUGCUAAACUCCAUGAAGUCCAUCAUCAGCCUCCUCUUCCUGCUGUUCCUGUUCAUUGUGGUCUUUGCUCUGCUAGGAAUGCAGCUAUUCGGGGGACAGUUUAACUUUAGAGAUGAGACCCCGACAACCAACUUUGACACUUUCCCCGCGGCCAUUCUCACUGUCUUCCAGAUCCUAACAGGAGAGGACUGGAAUGCGGUGAUGUAUCACGGGAUCGAGUCACAAGGCGGAGUCAGCAAAGGCAUGUUCUCCUCCUUUUACUUCAUCGUCCUGACGCUGUUUGGAAAUUACACGCUACUGAAUGUCUUCCUGGCCAUUGCCGUGGACAACCUUGCCAAUGCUCAGGAGCUGACCAAGGACGAAGAGGAGAUGGAAGAAGCAGCCAAUCAGAAGCUUGCUCUGCAAAAGGCCAAAGAAGUGGCUGAAGUCAGCCCCAUGUCUGCUGCAAACAUCUCCAUUGCUGCUGCGCCGCAGAACUCGGCCAAGGCGCGCUCGGUGUGGGAGCAGCGGGCCAGCCAGCUGCGGCUGCAGAACCUGCGGGCCAGCUGCGAGGCGCUGUACAGCGAGAUGGACCCGGACGAGCGGCUGCGCUACGCCACCACGCGCCACCUGCGCCCCGACAUGAAGACGCACCUGGACCGGCCGCUCGUGGUGGAGCUAGGCCGCGACGGGCCGCGGGUUCCCGCCGGGGGCAAGGCCCGGCCCGAGGCCGCGGAGGCCGCAGAGGGCGCCGACCCGCCGCGCAGGCAUCACCGGCACCGCGACAAGGCCCCGGCCCCCGGCCCGGCCCCCGGCCCGGCCCCGGCCCCGGCCGCGGCGGCAGCGGGCGAGCAGGACAGGGCGGACGGCCCGAAGGCCGAGGGCGGGGAGCCGGGGGCCCGGGAGGAGCGGCCGCGGCCGCACGGCAGCCGCAGCAAGGAGGCCCGGAGCGAGCGCGGCCGCGGCCCGGGCCCCGAGGGCGGCCGGCGCCACCACCGGCGCGGCUCCCCGGAGGAGGCGGCCGAGCGGGAGCCCCGGCGCCACCGCGCCCACCGGCACGCGCCCGAGCCGGGCAAGGAGGGCGGCGCGGCCGGGCCCAAGGGCGAGCGGCGAGCGCGCCACCGCGGCGGGCCCCGGGCUGGGCCCAGGGAGGCCGGCAGCGGGGAGGAGCCGGCGCGGCGGCACCGAGCGCGGCACAAGGCGCUGCCCACGCACGAGGACGCGGAGAAGGAGGCCGCGGAGAAGGAGGGCGAGGCCGAGGACCGCGACAAGGAGAAGGAGCUGCGGAACCACCAGCCCAAGGAGCCACACGGUGACCUAGAAGCCAGUGGGACGAUGGGUGUGGGCCCUGUACAUGCAUUGCCCAGCACUUGUCUACAGAAGGUGGAGGAACAGCCAGAGGAUGCAGAUAAUCAGCGGAAUGUCACACGGAUGGGCAGCCAACCCUCAGACCUGAGUGCCACUGUGCAUAUCCCAGUGACGCUGACCGGUCCUCCUGGGGACACUGCGGCUGUUCCCAGUGGUAACGUGGACCUGGAAAGUCAAGCCGAGGGGAAGAAGGAGGUGGAAGCUGACGAUGUGAUGAGGAGCGGGCCCCGACCCAUCGUCCCAUACAGCUCUAUGUUCUGUUUAAGCCCCACCAACCUGCUCCGCCGCUUCUGUCAUUACAUCGUGACCAUGCGGUACUUCGAGAUGGUCAUUCUUGUGGUCAUCGCCCUGAGCAGCAUUGCCCUGGCUGCCGAGGACCCAGUGCGGACAGACUCGCCUAGGAACAACGCCCUGAAGUAUAUGGACUACAUUUUCACGGGCGUCUUCACCUUUGAGAUGGUGAUAAAGAUGAUUGAUUUGGGUCUGCUGCUGCAUCCUGGGGCCUACUUCCGGGACCUGUGGAAUAUUCUGGACUUCAUCGUGGUCAGUGGGGCCCUGGUGGCGUUUGCCUUCUCAGGAUCCAAAGGGAAAGACAUCAGCACCAUCAAGUCCCUGAGAGUCUUGCGUGUCCUGCGGCCCCUCAAGACUAUAAAACGGCUGCCUAAACUCAAGGCCGUGUUUGACUGUGUGGUGAACUCCCUGAAGAACGUCCUCAACAUCCUGGUCGUCUACAUGCUCUUCAUGUUCAUUUUUGCUGUCAUUGCGGUGCAGCUCUUCAAAGGGAAGUUUUUCUACUGCACGGAUGAGUCCAAGGGGCUGGAAAGGGACUGCCGAGGUCAAUAUUUGGAUUAUGAGAAGGAGGAGGUGGAAGCUCAACCACGGCAGUGGAAGAAAUAUGAUUUUCACUAUGACAACGUGCUCUGGGCUCUGCUGACACUGUUCACAGUGUCCACGGGAGAAGGGUGGCCCAUGGUCCUAAAACACUCUGUGGACGCCACCUAUGAGGAGCAGGGCCCCAGCCCUGGGUAUCGCAUGGAGCUGUCCAUCUUCUAUGUGGUCUACUUCGUGGUUUUCCCCUUCUUCUUUGUCAAUAUCUUUGUGGCCUUGAUUAUCAUCACCUUCCAGGAGCAGGGGGACAAGGUGAUGUCUGAAUGCAGCCUGGAGAAGAAUGAGAGGGCUUGCAUCGACUUUGCCAUCAGUGCCAAGCCCCUGACGCGAUACAUGCCCCAGGACAAGCAGUCAUUUCAGUACAAGACAUGGACGUUUGUGGUCUCACCUCCCUUUGAGUACUUCAUCAUGGCUAUGAUCGCCCUCAACACAGUGGUGCUAAUGAUGAAGUUCUAUGAUGCACCGUAUGAAUAUGAACUAAUGUUGAAAUGCCUGAACAUUGUGUUCACAUCCAUGUUCUCUAUGGAAUGCGUGCUGAAGAUCAUCGCCUUCGGGGUGCUGAACUAUUUCAGAGAUGCCUGGAAUGUCUUUGACUUUGUCACUGUGUUGGGAAGUAUUACUGAUAUUUUAGUAACAGAGAUUGCGGAAACGAACAAUUUCAUCAACCUCAGCUUCCUCCGCCUCUUCCGUGCUGCCCGUCUCAUCAAGCUGCUCCGCCAAGGCUACACCAUCCGCAUCCUGCUGUGGACCUUCGUCCAGUCCUUCAAGGCCCUGCCCUACGUGUGUCUGCUCAUCGCCAUGCUGUUCUUCAUCUACGCCAUCAUUGGCAUGCAGGUGUUUGGGAAUAUUGCCCUAGAUGAUGACACCAGCAUCAAUCGGCAUAACAACUUCCGGACGUUUUUACAAGCCUUGAUGCUAUUGUUCAGGAGUGCCACUGGGGAGGCCUGGCACGAGAUCAUGCUGUCUUGUCUCAGCAACCAGGCCUGUGAUGAGCACGCCAAUGCCAGUGAGUGUGGGAGUGACUUUGCCUACUUUUACUUCGUCUCCUUCAUCUUCCUUUGCUCCUUUCUGAUGUUGAACCUCUUUGUGGCCGUGAUCAUGGACAAUUUUGAGUACCUUACACGGGACUCUUCCAUCCUAGGGCCUCACCACCUGGACGAGUUUAUCCGGGUCUGGGCUGAGUACGACCCGGCUGCGUGUGGGCGCAUCAGUUACAAUGACAUGUUUGAGAUGCUGAAACACAUGUCCCCACCCCUGGGGCUGGGAAAGAAAUGCCCUGCUCGAGUUGCAUACAAGCGCCUGGUUCGUAUGAACAUGCCCAUCUCCAAUGAGGAUAUGACUGUCCACUUCACGUCCACGCUGAUGGCCCUCAUUCGGACCGCACUGGAGAUCAAGCUGGCUCCAGCUGGCACGAAGCAGCAUCAGUGUGAUGCAGAGUUGAGGAAGGAAAUUUCCUCUGUGUGGGCCAAUCUGCCCCAGAAGACCCUGGAUUUACUGGUGCCACCCCAUAAACCCGAUGAGAUGACAGUGGGAAAAGUGUAUGCAGCUCUGAUGAUAUUUGACUUCUAUAAACAGAACAAGACCACCAGAGACCAGAUUCACCAGGCCGCGGGAGGCCUGUCCCAGAUGGGCCCUGUGUCGCUGUUCCACCCUCUGAAGGCCACGCUGGAGCAGACACAGCCAGCUGUGCUCCGGGGAGCCCGGGUUUUCCUUCGGCAGAAGAGCUCUGCGUCCCUCAGCAAUGGUGGGGCCAUACAAACCCAAGAGAGUGGCAUCAAGGAGUCUGUUUCUUGGGGCACUCAGAGGACCCAGGAGGUACCUUGUGAGGCAAGGACACCCCUGGAGCGUGGCCACUCUACAGAGAUCCCAGUGGUGCAGCCAGGAAAACCGGCUGUGGAUGUCCAGAUGCAGAGCAUGGCCCUGAGAGGUCCUGAUGGGGAGCCCCAACCUGGGCUGGAGAGCCAGGGACGAGCAGCUUCCAUGCCCCGCCUGGCUGCAGAGACUCAGCCGGCCCCAGACGCCAGCCCCAUGAAGCGCUCCAUCUCCACCCUGGCGCCCCAACGCCCCCAUGUGGCUCAUCUCUGCAACGCAGCCCUGGACCGAGCACCAGCCAGCCAGGCUGUGCCCCACCACCACCACCGCUGCCACCGCCGCAGGGACAGGAAGCAGAAGUCCCUGGAGAAGGGGGCCAGCCUGUCUGCAGACACAGAUGGUGCACCCAGCAGUGCUGCGGGGCCAGGGCCACCCCUGGGAGAGGGGCCCGCAGGCUGCCGGAGGGAGCGCAGGCAGGAGCGGGGUCGGUCCCAGGAGCGGAGGCAGCCCUCUUCCUCUUCCUCGGAGAAGCAGCGCUUCUACUCCUGUGACCGCUUUGGGGGCCGUGAGCCCUCACAGCCCAAACCAUCCCUCAGCAGCCACCCCACGUCACCAACAGCGGGGCAGGAGCCAGGACCUUCUCCCCUGGUCGGCUUAGUCGUGGCCUUUCUGAACACAACGCUCUGCUCCAGAGAGACCCCCUCAGCCAGCCCCUGGCUGCCAGCUCUAGAAUUGGCUCUGACCCUUACUUGGGGCAGCGUCUGGACAGUGAGGACACUGCCUGCACUCAGCCUGAGGACACACUCACCUUUGAGGAGGCUGUGGCCACCAACUCAGGCCGCUCCUCCCGGACUUCCUACGUGUCCUCUCUGACCUCCCAGUCCCACCCCCUCCGCCGCGUGCCCAACGGCUACCACUGCACUCUGGGACUCAGCUCGGGCGGCCGGGUUCGGCACAGCUACCACCACCCUGACCAAGACCACUGGUGCUAGCUGCACCGCCACCG